Molecule: messenger RNA, 1287 nt
Organism: Guillardia theta CCMP2712
Lineage: Eukaryota; Cryptophyceae; Pyrenomonadales; Geminigeraceae
Exons: 7
Coding region: 1-1287 (428 amino acids)
Source: RefSeq, a predicted model, not a curated record
AUGGGAAACCCGCCGCCUCCCGCAGAGCUGCUCGCGAUGGGCCCGCCGAAAGGGACGAGGAGGAGGAGAGGAGAGGUGGUAGAGAUCGCACAAGGACAGCAGGAGGAGGAGGGAGCGGGAGCGAUCGACGAGGGUACCCGAGUGCAGCUGGUUGAGGCUGUGAAAGGACUAAUGCGAACUCAGAUCAGCUCAGGGAGGCAGGUAGGGAUGCAGGUGUCAGUGUACUGGAAGGGAGAGGAGGUAGCGUGUGUGUGCGGAGGAGGAUACAGGACGUCGGAGAGCAAGGAGUGGAAGCCUGUGACGAGGGACACGCUGUUGAUGACCUACAGCGUCUGCAAGGGUGUGUCGGCAGUAGCGCUCAUGACGUGUGUUGAUGCGGGGGAGUGCGCCUACUCUCAGCCCGUCUCCUCUGUGUGGAAGGAGUUCGGGCAUGCAGGCAAGUCGACGAUGAGCAUCGCAGAUGCUGUGUCGCAUCGAGGAGGGAUUCCCGGCAUGUCGGGGGGGGUUAUCUAUGCGCACAUGAAAGCGCUCAAGAGAGGCUGGAAGUAUGCUUGGGAUGCCGGCAUGAAGUUUGUUGAGAAGUACAAGCCUGAAUGGAAGAUCGGGACCAUUUCAUCGUAUCACUACGUUUCUUUCUCAUGGAUCAUCGGCGGGAUCGUUCAGUUUGCUUCAGAGAAGCACAUCUACGACAUAGUCCGCGAGAGGAUCGCCAAGAAACUUCAGGUUGCUGACGACAUGUACCUCGGCCGACUCCCAGCCAACGAGCACGGUCGAGCUGCUCUCCUGGAGAACCCUCGAGCUUACUCAAAGGUGAAGUGGAGCAUCAGCAAGUCUCUCGCCUCCUCCAUCGAAGCCAGAGCCUCCGUCAGCCUUGGAAACAGCAAAACAUGGAGAGCAACUUUGCCGUCUGCCUUCGUUGACAUGCAUGCUGAAGGAACACAGCUUGUGUCAGCCAGCACAGUAGAACAAGUUGUACAACUCAUGGAGGAUCCGAGCAACAACGUCGGGACUAGAGGGGAUGACCUCGUCGCAAACUUGUCCCUGGGCUUCAGCCCAUGGAAGAAUUUCCGUGUGCAUGAUGAAGGCUGCGCGUUCUGGCACUGCGGUAUGGGAGGAUGUAUUGCGUAUGGGGAGCCGAAGACUCGGUUCUCUAUUGCUGUGUUCAAGACUGCGUACGAGCCAAUCUCGAUGUUCGAUGGAGAGAACAUCCCACCUGAUGUGCUGGACAUUGUGAAAGCGGUGAAGGAAGUGUUGAGGAUUGAUGUGAGAAGAUACGGCGAUGUGUGA